AUGUGCAUGAGAACAUACUUUUCAUUUAAUUUUGGUGACUUUAUCAAACAUUGGCUAAGUCUCAAAGAGAAAGUAAACCAGACACCGAAGAUAUUCAUGGUGAAUUGGUAUCAAGAAGGUUCAGAUGGAAAACCAAUUUGGCCGGGAUUCGGGGAGAACAUACGAGUACUUGAAUGGAUUGUGAACAGAUGCACUGCACCAGAUAACACGCCUACAAAGACCACACCAAUUGGUUUGGUGCCUCAGAAAUUAAAUACAGAGGGAUUAAAAGUUGAUAUCUCCAAGCUAUUCACUAUCGAUAAAAAUUUUUGGAAUCAAGAAAUCAAGGAAAUCUCGUCAUUUUUACGAGUGGAAAUGGGAAAUCGAAAAGUACCUAUCAUCAACGAAAUUCUAUCAAACAUAUCCAAAAAUGUUGCCUCAUUGCCGUGA
Messenger RNA from Cooperia oncophora, 429 nucleotides. The record is from the annotation of a GenBank genome assembly. Lineage: Eukaryota; Metazoa; Nematoda; Chromadorea; Rhabditida; Trichostrongylidae.